Molecule: messenger RNA, 624 nt
Organism: Hyalella azteca
Lineage: Eukaryota; Metazoa; Arthropoda; Malacostraca; Amphipoda; Hyalellidae
Product: extensin-like
Exons: 2
Coding region: 1-624 (207 amino acids)
Source: RefSeq, a predicted model, not a curated record
AUGUCUGAGAAUGUCGACACCCCCUACGAGUCGACCAGUCGCACGACAGCAAGACCCCUCACCCCAAGCAAGACCCCUCACCCCAAGCAAGACUCCUCACCCCAAGCAAGACUCCUCACCCCAAGCAAGACCCCUCACCCCAAACAGGACCCCUCACUCCCUAAAGGUCUUGAGGCCUCCCGAGCCCCAACUACCGCACCACCACCAUCCUGUGCCCCUACCAGCCCCCGCCACCGACCACCGCACCACCACCCCUCCUCCCUACCAGCACCCGCCACUACCCCGCUCCCCGAUUAUCAUCCGCCACCAUCCAUCACUGCUUUGCGCCAACUACCACCACCCGUCCUCCUACCACCAGCCUCCACCACGCAAUCACUGCCUCGCGCCCCUACCACCACCCCGCCACCAAGCUACCACAACCUCAUGCCCCUACUACCACCCGCCACCACGCCUCCACUACCCCGCGACCUGAUCACCACUCGCCACCACCACCUCACCACUCCCCACACCCCCGACCACCGCCCGCCACGACGAAGGCGUCAUAUGGGCAGCGCACGCGCCACACCUGCGGCUGGCCAAGCUUCGCUCGUUGUCUUGCUGACCUCCAGCCUCCUCUUCUCCUGA